Molecule: messenger RNA, 798 nt
Organism: Caenorhabditis briggsae
Lineage: Eukaryota; Metazoa; Nematoda; Chromadorea; Rhabditida; Rhabditidae
Exons: 4
Coding region: 1-798 (265 amino acids)
Cellular component (GO): nucleosome
Molecular function (GO): DNA binding; structural constituent of chromatin; protein heterodimerization activity
Source: RefSeq, a predicted model, not a curated record
AUGGAUCAUUCUCUCGUCGCCAAGAAAAAGGAAAUGGAGACAUUAAUCGAGAGAAAGAGGGUAAUAAAACUAAGCAUGGUGUCGUUGAUCGGGUUGAUCAAAAAUCCAAAAAUAGACCGAAAAGGAGGUUUUGCCAUUGGUAAUAAGAACACUGAGAGAUGGUCUCAUAAUGGAAUUGGGGAAGAAAAACGAACGGAGAGAACGGAGAGUGAGUUCCUCCGUACUGUCGGAAUCGAAGAGAUCGGAAAUAGUAUGGAAGAGGAAGAGAUGCAGGUAGUCAAUGAGAGAGGCGGAAACUGGCUUCGGAGGAAGAAGAAGAAGAAGAAGCUUCCGAGAGGGACAAAAAAAACGCCGAUACUCGAAAUGGUCCGACGAUACGUGAAUUAUUCAAAAUGGGAUAACUGGUGCGCCUCUGCAGGUUGUCCCUACUGUCGCAAACCUCCUAUGAGUAUCGCAAGAAGCCUAAAGCCUCCGCGUUGGAUAGAUAUUCGUAAAUACCAAAGAUCGACAGAACUUCUUGUCAAAAAAGCGCCGUUUCAACGUUUGUGUCGUGAAAUAUGUCAGAAAAACCGUUGGGAUGUUCGUUUCCAAUCGGCAGCUCUCGAGGCACUUCAAGUAGCAAUAGAAGCAUAUCUAGUUGAAAUUUUCCAAGAAUCGCAAAACUAUGCAAUUCAUGCUGGAAGAGUUACUAUCAUGAAAAAAGAUAUGCAGCUGGCAAGACGUGUUCGUGGAAAUAAUGAGGAGAGUGAUUCUGACGACAAUAGUGAUGAUUAUUAUAGUGAUGAUGAUGAUUAUUGA